GAGCGAAUCACAACCCGGGAAACAAAACUGCCGGCUUUCAAAUCCUCCGCCUCCCUUAACGCCAUCAUCUUGGGAGGCUGCGGUGGCCGUAGCGGGUCCAACGUGACAAGUGAGAUCCGACGCUCCCAGCAUCUUUCCCAUCUGCAACAGUUGGCACAGUCAAAAAAUGGCAUCAGAAGAUAUAACUAAGCUUGCAGAAUCACUUGCUAAAACCCAAGUGGGAGGAGGGCAGCUGAGUUUUAAAGGCAAGAGUCUGAAACUCAAUACUGCAGAAGAUGCUAAAGAGGUGAUUAAAGAGAUUGAGGAGUUUGAUGGGAUAGAAGCCCUGUGUCUGGAAGGCAAUACUGUGGGGGUUGAAGCAGCAAAGGUCAUUGCCAAGGCUCUGGAGAAGAAAUCUCAGCUCAAGAGGUGUCAUUGGAGUGAUAUGUUCACCGGAAGGCUGAGGUCUGAGAUUCCCGCUGCUUUGAUUUCUCUUGGAGAAGCCCUCAUUUCUGCUGGCUGCCAACUUAUAGAGCUGGAUCUGAGUGAUAAUGCCUUUGGACCAGAUGGAGUGCGUGGAUUUGAGGCAUUGCUGAAGAGCCCUGCCUGUUUUACUCUGCAGGAACUCAAGUUAAACAACUGUGGCAUGGGCAUUGGUGGUGGCAAGAUCUUAGCAGGAGCGCUGAAAGAAUGCUACAGGAAAUCAAGUGCUCAAGGCAAGCCGUUGGCUCUGAAAGUAUUUGUGGCUGGCAGGAACCGUCUGGAAAAUGAUGGUGCAAUUUCUCUUGCUGAGGCAUUCACAGUUAUUGGGACUUUGGAAGAAGUUCAUAUGCCACAGAAUGGAAUUAAUCAUCCAGGAAUUACAGCCUUAGCUCAGUCCUUUGCUGUCAAUCCCUUGCUGAGAAUGAUUAAUUUGAAUGAUAACACUUUCUCUGAGAAGGGAGCUGUGGCUAUGGCAGAAACCCUAAAGAAACUCCGCCAAGUGGAAAUAAUCAACUUUGGUGAUUGCCUGGUGCGUUCAAAAGGUGCAGUUGCAAUUGCUGAAGCUGUUAGUGAAGGCCUUCAUAAACUAAAGGAACUCAACUUAUCAUUCUGUGAGAUAAAGCUAGAUGCUGCACUAAUAAUUGCUGAGGCUACUGAGGACAAGUCAGAGCUAGUGAAGUUAGAUCUCAAUGGCAAUUGUUUUGGGGAAGAAGGCUGUGAACAGCUCCAGGAGAUUCUUGAAGGCUUCAACAUGGCAGAGGUCUUAGGCUCCCUGAGUGAUGAUGAAGGAGAAGAUGAGGAGGAAGAGGAGGAGGAGGAGGAGGAGGAAGAAGAGGAGGAAGAGGAAGAGGAGGAAGAAGAGGAGGAGGAGGAAGAAGAGGAAGAGCCACCUCAGGUGCAGGAGAGGGGACAGGGAGAACAAGAACCCCUUACACCUAAAAAAAUCUUAGAGGACCAUGCUUCUACUCCAUUAUCCUCUCCUCCUCUCCCUCCUGUUGAUGUUGGCACCUUUCUAGCUUUCCCAUCGCCAGAGAAAUUGUUGCGACUUGGCUCCAAGUGUUCGACUUUGAUAACUCAGCAGACGGACACAUCUGACACAGAAAAAGUUGUUACUGUUUUCCUUAAGAUCUCUUCUGUCUUCAAAGAUGAGGCAGUGAUAAAAACAGCAGUGAAUGAAACAACAGAUGCUUUGAUGAGAGAAGCUUUUUCAUCAGCUAAUUUCAAUUCUGAUGCUUUCAUAACAAGUCUUUUGAUUCACAUGGGAUUGUUAAAGAGUGAAGAGAAGAUCAGGGCUGUUCCAAGUCUUUAUGGCCCACUAAUGACGCUAAACCACAUGGUCCAGCAGGAUUAUUUUCCCAAGUCCCUUGUCCCAAUUCUCUUGGCCUUUGUCACAAAACCUAACCGUGCGUUGGAUUCCUGCUCCUUUGCUCGGCACUUGCUAUUACAGACCCUCCACCAGCUGUAACACACAGGGCAUGGGACACCCCCUCACCCAAAGACUGUCAGGAGAGCACGCUGAGAUGGAGAGCAAAGACACCAGAACCUUCAGGGGAAAAUGUGCUGCUUUGGUCACUCAGGCAUAGGAUGUCUGGCUGCCUUCUGCUGUUACAAACUUUGAGGAACUCUGCCAUGUGCUUUUUAUGUUGCUGUUCGUUGUUUUUAAACUGUAUGUUUCAAAGUGAACUCUGCCUUCCCCAGAAUCUUUUCCCCCCCCCCAUUUCUCUGAGAUUGUUUUGUUUUGUUUUGUUUUUCUCGGCUGGCUUUGUCUCAGGUUGCUUUUUUGAAUCUGGGAUUCUGUUUCUCAUUCAUUGUACUCAAGGUUUAGAACUUACCUAAUAUCUUCAAAUAUAUCGCUUGGACUCCUCUUUGGAGGGAACAGAAAAGGUCUGAAGCUUCCUUGUUUGUGCAUUGUGCUAUGAGCCCAGUGGGGGUGUUCUUUUCUUCCAGAUGUAGGUCACCACAAGACUUAAAACAAUAUUACUAUUUUUACUAUUUCUUACUCUUGGUAGUAAGGCUACAUUUCUCUAGCAAUGUAGCAUAUUUUUCUGACCAAGUAUAUUUCAUGUAGGAUCCUUCACCAUUACUCAUUGACAUUUCUGCUAAUAAGAUGAUUACUGGUGACCUGCUAAUGACUGUUAGUGAUACUGCCUUACAAACAUAAACAUGCCUAAUUAAAAUAGAACUGGUUCAGAAUAAAUGUAGUCAAUUUUGA
Molecule: messenger RNA, 2674 nt
Organism: Candoia aspera
Lineage: Eukaryota; Metazoa; Chordata; Lepidosauria; Squamata; Candoiidae
Gene: RANGAP1
Product: Ran GTPase activating protein 1
Exons: 16
Coding region: 167-1927 (586 amino acids)
Biological process (GO): signal transduction; activation of GTPase activity; nucleocytoplasmic transport
Cellular component (GO): nucleus; perinuclear region of cytoplasm; cytosol
Molecular function (GO): small GTPase binding; GTPase activator activity
Source: RefSeq, a predicted model, not a curated record